AUGAGCACAAAUACUUCUACCACAUUAAUUGCGCAUUCAAGACGCCCGGCAAUUCUCACAUAUACCUCUCCGCUCGUGGAUACAGCGCAGACACUUUCCCAUAUGCCGCUCUACUUAUUUGGUUGGAAGCGCGAGGCAGAGACUCUAGAUGUGCCUAUGUUUGAGAAUCUUGAAUUUGCGCGUAGCUGGCGGAAUGUGCCGGCUAGCCUAAGGUUGGAGAUUCAGAGCCGUGAGCAGAUGCAGGUAUACGGCGUGGAGGUCAAAUUCAGAGCUAAGUUUAGAGGGUUGAGGUGGAGACUUUUAUCAUUCUUCGCUUUUACAUCCAUGUUCUGGUCCGUUUCCAUGAUCUCAAGCAGUAUCGUGUGGCUACUAGUCUCUCAAUAUUUGGGCUCGACGGCACACGAUGACCAGCGCAUCAAGAACGAAGAAGACACGGAGGAUGGCGUCAAGGCAAUCAAAAAGGAGUCUAGCGAAAGGGACGACGGUAUAGUGAAGCAAGAGGAAAUCGAAGAAACAACGAAUAUCCCUCCACUUGGUACCCAAUCUGGCAACGAAGCGGAGGAUGUGGAAUCAAUCAGACGCAUCCACGACAGCAGUGAUUCAGGGCGGGGAACAGCAUUUGAUGGUCAUGAUACCCUUGGCGCUCAGCGUCGUCGAAGCCUUUUGUCUGAAUAG
Molecule: messenger RNA, 675 nt
Organism: Talaromyces amestolkiae
Lineage: Eukaryota; Fungi; Ascomycota; Eurotiomycetes; Eurotiales; Trichocomaceae
Exons: 2
Coding region: 1-675 (224 amino acids)
Biological process (GO): lipid droplet organization; lipid storage
Cellular component (GO): endoplasmic reticulum membrane
Source: RefSeq, a predicted model, not a curated record